This is a messenger RNA of Verruconis gallopava, 1335 nucleotides long. RefSeq lists its product as uncharacterized. Gene Ontology annotation, cellular component: PAM complex, Tim23 associated import motor. Gene Ontology annotation, biological process: protein import into mitochondrial matrix. The coding region runs from base 117 to 815 and encodes 232 amino acids. The record is from RefSeq and is a predicted model, not a curated record. Lineage: Eukaryota; Fungi; Ascomycota; Dothideomycetes; Venturiales; Sympoventuriaceae. The transcript has 2 exons.
AGCUUACCGUCCUGUUACUCGACUGCUCCACAUGCUCCAGGAAUUGUACAGCAUCAUCACUACCUCAGGACCAACAGCGAAUCGCAAAUCUCCACUCCAAAACGAAGAAUAAAAUAAUGAGUCAAAUGAUCCUCCCCGUGCGGACUCUUCCGCGAGCUCUGCCGCGAAUUACCUGCCUUCGACCGAACCUAUCAUCGAGAUUCAAUCGUUCGAUCUCACGCCUGUCUACACCAUCGCACCUACAGCCAAAACGAGCGUCGAAGUGCACAUACCUUUGUGAGCGAAUACGGCAGCCGCUCGGAUGCCGCUACAACUCAUCCGCAUCGGCCGUGGGUGCCGCAUCCUCAGCUCAGAAGAGUGGAGUAGAGCCUCUGACCUGGAACCGCUUCCUCGAGCUGCGCAAGACGAGGAGACGCAUCUCGCUCGUCGCAUCCAUCAUCUGCGCCGCUGGAGGCGCGGCGAUCGGAAUCACCGUUCUGUCAACCUCUGACUUUGACAUCAUGCAAUUUGGCAUCGAUCCAACCUUCGUCAUUGGCGGCGCUUUCAUCGGCUCAGCGCUGCUGGGUUGGCUGAUGGGCCCAUUCUUCGGGACUGCUGCCUUCAAUCUGACCUACAGAUCACUGACGCCACAGAUCGCACAGAAGGAGAAAGAAUUCUACAAUCGAAUCAAGAAGUUCAGAGUCGACCCCACUAGCUCGUCGAUGCAAAAUCCAGUGCCGGAUUACUACGGUGAGAAGAUUGGCAGCGUAGCGGACUACCGGAGGUGGCUCAAGGACCAGCGUGCUUUCAAUCUGAAGAGAGGCAAGAUGCUGUAAUCUCGCCUUCCCUCCUCUACCAUUUUGGUUGUCAGAACUACACAUAAAAUUCCUCAUGUCUUGCAGUGUUUCGAGUUUUGAGGCCAAAAAAAAAAAAAUUGGCCAACGCAUGCUCUCGUUCUCUUUUUUUUUUUGGCGUUCCGGGCGACCAUACUUGGAAUUGUACGGCCUCUCGGUUGUUCAAGCUAGUCAGAAACCACCUGUUAACUAGCAGAGUGCACAGCGGUGGUGGCUACAGGAGAUGCAAACGAAGGCCAAGCUGAGCAGGAAGGACUUCGGCAGGGUGCUCAGGAGUACAAGCAUUGUUGUUCGGCAAACCUUUGCCUGCACUGCAAGAGCGGCACAAGGGCUGACCUAUGUCUUCUGAUUCGCCAUGUACACUAUCACGAGUGGCUUUUUCUGUUUAGAAAACGGAUAGCCAAAGCAUCGACAUCUCCAAUCAAACAUGUUUCUGUAAAAGACAAGAAUUAUUUCGCCUAGCGUGACUACAAAAUUGAGAAAUUUUGGGUAUCUCUUAAUA